Messenger RNA from Armigeres subalbatus, 4083 nucleotides. It is a transcript of the gene Oatp26F, whose product is annotated as solute carrier organic anion transporter family member 4A1. The record is from RefSeq and is a predicted model, not a curated record. The coding region runs from base 1226 to 3484 and encodes 752 amino acids. Gene Ontology annotation, cellular component: plasma membrane. Gene Ontology annotation, biological process: sodium-independent organic anion transport; transmembrane transport. The transcript is spliced from 8 exons. NCBI's taxonomy places the organism in Eukaryota, Metazoa, Arthropoda, Insecta, Diptera, Culicidae. Gene Ontology annotation, molecular function: protein binding.
AAUAUUUCCGAUUAGUUUCCGUUGGGAAGCGCUCGCGGUAACAUCUCUCGCGUGUUCGGUCUCGGUGUGGCUCAGUCAAAAAGGGGUUUGAUAGGCGCUCGUCACCGACUAUUUUCAGGUGGUUAAUCAUCAUUCCUUGCGCUUGGUCGGCGAACAUGUGCCUAAUCAAGAGUGCAAGUGUCGCACUUAUCACGUUGAUCUUCCCGUGAGUGCGUUCUCCAGAGCGAUUAGAGUGGAUGACAAACGGGCCGUUGCAAAGUGGGGACGCAGAAGUGCAAGUGCGAGUGCUCAAGAGUGUGGGAUGUGCUUCUCUAAUCAGUGAAGUCUUUUGUAUGCUGAUCUCCGCGCGGAGCUCCUUUUGUGAUCUUUAUCGUUCGCUUUUGUGAUUACCCAGCGACUGUCGGUCGGUUGGCUGUCGUCAUCGUUUAAGCAGAUUCUGAAAGACCAAUUCUCGGAUGAUCACCGUUGGAUUUGCUAUAUGACGAAGAAAAUACAUCUCAAUUAGACGGAAGCUGACUGGUGCCGGAAUUGAAGAAUAACAAUGUCUUCGACUUCAUAAAUCGUCCGGCUAGAAGCGGUUCAUCGAUCUGCGUAGUUUGACCAGUUUUCGAAUUCUCACAGCGACGGCGGAGGCCUGACCGAAGCGAUACUACUAUUAUUAUUCAAAACAGUGCACAAAAUCUAUAUGGAACUGUGAGGUGUUUUCGUUGUAUCUCGAUUAUGAAGGACUUUGCAUAAUUUUACGUAAACUUUACAACCGCAGUGAGCCACUGACGUCAAAUCGAUUGACAGAUUUCUAAUAUGCCAUGCUUACCAAUGAAGAUGCUUUGCGAAAAUUGAUAAUUUAAAUGAGACACACCAUCGACAGUGAUUUAUAAGCUGAACAGUGCAUACAAACUGGUCGGUCGCUUCUGCUUGCCCAUUUAUCGCAGGAUUAACGAACAACUUCAACAGUUUGCAACAGGAUUUACCUUCCCUGGGCAGCAAGUCGAGUCGAAAACUUUGAAUGUGGAGUUCGGUCCGAGUGCAAAAUUAUGAAGUCUUGCAUGCAGUGCAGUGUUAACGUGUGGUGAUGGCCGUCGGGCUGAAUCACUAAACAAAAAUAGUCUGAAGACGCUCCAAAAUUUGGCUCGUGCGGACGGCUGGCUGGCUGGCAUACUAAUUAUCCGCGCGACGCAAUUGUGCGUAAUCGCACGUAAACAAUCGGAACCACUACUGCAGCAUAAUGUCGUCGACCAGCUUGUGCGGAAUCAUUGGGGGAAACCAUGAACGGGAUGGUUCCUCACUGGAAACGACACCGACCACUACCACGGUGGCCUUGACGGAGUCCACGUCCAAGACCGGUAGCAACGGCAUGGAUGGCGUCUGCGGUUUGAUGACGAAUAAUUUGGACUUCAGUGUUGAGGAUGGUGUGGCAAAUGGGAGAAGUGCGGGUGAAGUCGUCCAGCAAGCAGAAAGUCACCACUGCGGGUGGUUCGGAAUUCGGCCUCGAUGGAUUCAGCGGUUCAUGACACCGAAAUGGGCACUGUUUUGGCUGUGCUGGGCAGGAGCGGUGCAAGGCCUGGUGGUGAACGGUUUCAUCAACGUGGUCAUCACAACGAUCGAGCGACGAUUCGGACUAAGAUCAACGCAGACCGGCCUAGUGGCCAGUGGGUACGACAUCGCCUCAUUUUUGUGCCUGGUACCGGUGUCGUACUUCGGCGGACGGCUCGGUGCCUCUAAACCACGCUGGAUCGGAUGGGGCGUUGUGGUGAUGGGUCUCGGUGCGCUUGUGUUUGCGCUGCCACACUUUCUGGUCGGACAAUACCGGGCAACCAACUCCGAGCAGAAUGUUUGCCUCGUCGGGGGAGAUUCUUUGGUCAACGAUAGCAGUGCCGCCGCCGCCGCUUCUCGUUUGGUAGGGGAGAGCUGCAUGCUGUCCAACGGCUCCUUGGCACCGGACGGCACGGAAAAUCUCUCCUGGAAUGUUUGGUUUUUCUUCACCGCCCAGCUACUGUUGGGUGCCGGCGCAUCGCCUCUGUACACCCUCGGAGUCACCUUCAUCGACGAGAACGUCUCCAAGAAGAUGUCAUCUGUUUAUUUAGGCAUCUACUACACGAUGGCUGUCGUUGGUCCAGCUGCCGGAUACGUUAUUGGCGGCCAGCUACUCCUCUUCUACACCGACAUGUUCGUAGUGGAUUCCUCAACGCUGGGACUGACGCCGCACAGCAAGGUAUGGGUCGGUGCCUGGUGGAUAGGAUUCGUUUUUAUGGCUGCCUUCUGUUUGCUGCUAGCGAUACCGAUACUGGCCUACCCCCGCGCCCUGCCCGGCUCGGAAAAGUUGGAAAAAGUUUCCGAAGCGCACCGGGGUGACACCGACAAGCAGAAGCAGCCAUUUACCAAAAUCAAGGAAAUCCCCAAAGCGCUGGCGGCGCUACUCAAGAAUCCAACGUUCUUCUUCCUGAACCUGGCCGGCGCUUCGGAGGGGCUGGUCAUAUCGGGCUUUGCGGUGUUUCUGCCGAAGCUAAUCGAGAACCAAUUUAGUGUGACCGCUGUGUGGUCGGCGUUGCUGAUGGGUAUCAUAACGGUCCCCGCCGGUGGGGGAGGAACCUUUCUUGGCGGAUACCUCGUCAAAAAAUUGAAUCUGUCCUGCUCGGGGAUCAUUCGGUUUUGCCUGUUUGCCACCGUGCUUGCUGCCCUCUUUACCGUCUGCUUCUUCCUUUCUUGCCCGAAUCUCACCUUUGCCGGUGUGACCGCUUCGUAUUUUCCGCGGGACAAUCUUCUCACACCGAAUGCCCGUUCAACGGAAUUGGUCUCCUUACCAAGAACACUCGUCAAUGCAUGCAACAGCAAGUGCACCUGUAGCAAAAUGAACUACGAACCCAUAUGCGGUGCCGACGGAGUCAUGUACUAUUCCCCUUGCUAUGCGGGAUGUUCCGAAGAGACGAACCUGGAGAACGCCAAAGUGUAUAAAGAUUGUACAUGUAUCAACGCCACAUUCGGCUCCAACGAACCGUACCGAAAUCACGAAGCGGUGAACACCAUGUGCGAAUCGGAAUGCAACCACCUGUGGAUAUUCGUGGUGUUGUGCUUCCUGGUGAUGUUCUUCACUUUCCUGGCAACGAUGCCGGCCCUCUCCGCCACGCUGCGCUGCGUUCACGAUGACCAACGUUCUUUUGCAUUGGGAAUUCAAUGGAUAAAAGUGCGGAUAUUGGGUACCAUUCCAGCGCCGAUGAUAUUCGGGCGACUAAUUGACGAAACAUGCAUCUUGUGGCAGGAAUCGUGCGAUGACCAUGGGGCUUGCCUGGUGUACGAUAAUGCUUUCAUGAGCAAGUACAUGUUACUACUUGCACUGAUAGGAAAGGCUUGUUCUAUCCUGUUCUUCUUUGGUGCUUGGUUCUACUAUAUCCCACCGAAGGCGAUGGCGAACGGUGAAGAGGACUUCAGCAGUGACAAGAAGCAACAGGUUAACGGAGAUGCUGCGCACCACGUGGAAAAAUACUGAACGACAGAAAUGAACCGACGUUAUUUGCUCUUGCCUCCCCUCAUGACCAACAGGGGAGGUAAUAAUGAAGACUAUUAGCCAAAAAGAUGAAAAGAGGAAAACCCAGCUCAGAUACCAAUCAUUCCAAACAUUCACUAGCCAUUGUAGGGAAACAACGAUUUCUUGAAAGCAUUUUACAAUUUUAUACCGAACAAACGCCAAACUAUAACGAACAAGUCAUUUUAGAAUGUGUAAGGCAUGUUAGAGCGAACAGUAAGUAUUACAACAGCUAGAUUUUAGGUGAGCUUUAUGGAAUUUUUGUUGACAUUAUUGUUUUUUGCUUGUAAAUUUCUGCCGUGUUAUUUAACAUAGACUGAGAGCUCUAAUUAGUUUAUAAUGCGUUACUCAAAAAACUUAAGACUCAAUUUAGUGUGGUAAUAAAUGUGUUGUGAACUGUAGAAGGUUUUUCUUUUAUUUAAGUUUAAUUGGUCAUAAACACAUUCUGGUUUAAACAGGUAUUACUAAACUAUGAAUCUUCAUUAAAUAUACUAUGUAUGUGUACUCAUGAUAAUAAAAUUGGAACAAUAAAUUCGAUGUCAGUAGAGUUACCAGUGAUUGUA